GUGCAGGUCAGCGUCGACACCAACAAAAGCUGGCCCAUUCCCUCCUUCGUAUAUAUCUCGUCCCGUCUCGUCUCGUCUCUUCCGCAGAAACCCUCCCCGCAGCAAAACUCCGCCUCGUCAUACGAAAAUCUCGCGUCGUUUGCAGAAAACAAGGAUCGAUUUGACUACCCAAAACGCAGAUAGAUAGAGAGAGAGAGAGAGAGAGAGGAUGAAGUUCUGCAAGAAAUACCAGGAGUACAUGCAAGGGCAAGAAGGGAAGAAGCUUCCCGGUCUUGGGUUCAAGAAGCUCAAGAAGAUCUUGAAGAGAUGCAGGCGAAGAGACUCGCUUCAUUCCCAGAAGGCCCUUCAAGCCGUCGACAAUCCCCGCACUUGCCCUGCUCACUGUUCGGUGUGUGACGGAAGUUUCUUCCCCUCUCUUCUCGAGGAGAUGUCUGCUGUUUUAGGCUGUUUUAACAAGCAGGCGCAGAAGUUGCUUGAGCUUCACCUGGCUUCGGGAUUUCAGAAGUAUUUGAUGUGGUUCAAAGGCAAGCUUCGAGGAAACCAUGUUGCUUUAAUUCAAGAAGGAAAAGAUCUGGUUACUUAUGCAUUGAUAAAUGCAAUAGCCAUUAGGAAGAUAUUGAAGAAGUAUGACAAGAUUCAUCUCUCUACUCAAGGACAAGCUUUCAAGUCACAAGUGCAAAGGAUGCACAUGGAGAUCCUCCAGUCUCCAUGGUUGUGCGAGCUUAUCGCCUUCCACAUUAAUGUACGGGAAACGAAGGCAAACUCUGGGAAGGGCCAUGCCCUUUUUGAGGGUUGCUCUCUAGUUGUCAAUGAUGGCAAACCAUCGCUCUCUUGUGAACUCUUCGACUCUAUCAAGCUAGAUAUCGACUUGACCUGCUCUAUAUGCUUGGACACAGUGUUUGAUCCAGUUUCUCUCGCUUGUGGCCACAUAUACUGCUAUAUGUGUGCUUGCUCAGCUGCAUCUGUGACAAUUGUUGAUGGACUAAAAGCAGCAGAACCCAAGGAAAAAUGUCCUUUAUGUCGAGAGGCCAGAGUAUUUGAAGGCGCCGUACAUCUGGAUGAACUCAAUAUAUUGCUCAGCAGAAGUUGUCCGGAGUAUUGGGCGGAGAGGCUUCAAACGGAGAGAGUUGAAAGGGUUCGGCAGGCUAAGGAGCACUGGGAAUCCCAGUGCCGAGCGUUCAUGGGCGUGGAAUAAGGCGUUUCCCCUUUUAACGAGAUUUGAUUUCUCUCUUGCGUCAGCUAUUAUGCUGUCCUGUUUAUAGUCAAAAGGAUCCGGCUGGCGAAGAAGCACUGGGAAUCCCAGUGCCGAGCGUUUAUGGGCGCGGAAUAAGGCGGUUUCCCCUUUAACGAGAUUGAUUUCUGUCUUGCAUGUCAGCUAUUAUACAGUCCUGUUUAUAGUCCUGUGAUGUAAUAAAAAGCUGCACUGCUGAAAACUUUGUCGCCUUGAACGCCCCUCAUUGUGAAGUCUUUGCGUUCUUGGGCUUGUUGCUCUAUUCCUUUUUGAACAUAUAAACAUGUACAUUUUCAAUCA
Eucalyptus grandis is the source of this 1531-nucleotide messenger RNA. Its product is annotated as probable E3 ubiquitin-protein ligase BAH1-like 2. Gene Ontology annotation, molecular function: metal ion binding. The record is from RefSeq and is a predicted model, not a curated record. Lineage: Eukaryota; Viridiplantae; Streptophyta; Magnoliopsida; Myrtales; Myrtaceae. The transcript has 6 exons. Bases 209 to 1195 code for a protein of 328 amino acids.